AUGGCUCCAAACAACCAUUCCCGGCGCCAGGCCGGAUUGUUCUCGUGGACCCAGGCAGCUGCCGCAGCCGCCAUCGCUAUUGUCACCGUUAUGACAGCAGUGCCCCAGGCCGAAGCAUCUGAGACCCAGGUGCGUAGGGAUAUACCGACGGGAAAAAGAAACGUCAUCUUCAUGGUGUCUGAUGGAAUGGGCCCUCAAAGUGUCGAUAUGGCUCGAAGCUACCGCCAGUGGCAGACAGGUGCCAAAAAUGUACUCUGGUUGGAUAGCCAUCUUAUCGGCCAGUCACGCACAAGGUCGUCCAGCAGCCCGAUCACGGAUUCUGCUGCGGGCGCUACAGCAUUUUCCUGCGGGAAGAAGACCUACAAUGGUGCCAUUGCCGUGUUGCCCGACCACACCCCAUGUGGUACUGUCUUAGAGGGUGCAAAGGCUGCUGGCUAUAAGACCGGCUUGGUUGCUACCACAAGAAUCACGGAUGCUACCCCCGCCGUUUUCGCUGCCCAUGCCAAUUCACGUUCCUACGAGGAUUUAAUUGCAGAACAGGAGAUCGGAGAACAUCACCCACUAGGCCUACAGCUUGACCUUCUCCUUGGCGGAGGGAGAUGCCAUUUCCUUCCGGGUAGUGCAGGAGGUUGCCGUGAUGACAACAAGGAUAUCGUGAGGCUUGCCAGAUCAAAGGGCUUCUCAUAUGUUGGCGAUCGCAGCGGAUUCGAUAGUUUGAGGGGCGGAGAAGCUGCUAGACUCCCCUUACUCGGCCUUUUCGCUGAUGACAACAUUCCAUUUGAGAUUGAUCGCCGAUACCAGAAUAACGUGUAUCCCUCUCUCGAAGAGAUGACUCGCACUGCUCUAAAGGCAUUGAGUGAUGCCACUCGUGAUAGUGACCAAGGCUUUUUCAUUAUGAUUGAGGGCUCCCGUAUUGACCACGCUGGUCAUGGCAACGACCCUGCAGCCCAAGUCCAUGAAGUGGUUGCAUUCGACCAGGCCUUUGCGGCCGCCUUGGAAUUUCUUGAGCAGGACUCUACUCCGGGUAUUCUCAUCAGCACAUCUGAUCAUGAAACGGGAGGCUUGUCCGCGGGCCGCGCCCGGUCAAACAUUCUCGGUAAUGCAGCACACUCGGCUGAAUACCUAGGGCAAAUAUUGCAGAGUUACGGCGGUGACAGCAACACUGCCCGCCAGCUUGUGGAGGACGGCCUAGGAAUCCACGAUGCGUCCGACCGUGAGAUAAAUGCUGUUGUUCGUAACGGGGCAGACGGCUUCGCUGAUCUCAUCAGCCAGCGGGCUCAAGUAGGAUGGUCAACACAUGGCCAUACCCCCGUCAAUGUCAAUAUUUACAGCUCUUCUCCACAGGAUUCCAAGGCCCUUGCUGGUACCCACGAAAAUACCGAGAUUGGCAGCUUCCUGGCAAAGUAUCUCCGUGUAGACCUCGACGCGAUUACAAGACGAUUAAGGGGGAUUAGGACUACGCCUAACCGCAGGGCCGUACCUGACUACUCUUGGAUGGGCAAACCACUUUCCGCGAAAGAGCUUGAACAACUUGACGCUCAGCGGAAUAACUCGACAAGGGGGUAG
Messenger RNA from Arthroderma uncinatum, 1566 nucleotides. Its product is annotated as repressible alkaline phosphatase. Gene Ontology annotation, biological process: dephosphorylation. Lineage: Eukaryota; Fungi; Ascomycota; Eurotiomycetes; Onygenales; Arthrodermataceae. The transcript is spliced from 2 exons. Gene Ontology annotation, cellular component: fungal-type vacuole membrane. Gene Ontology annotation, molecular function: alkaline phosphatase activity. The coding region runs from base 1 to 1566 and encodes 521 amino acids. The record is from RefSeq and is a predicted model, not a curated record.